AUGCCUAAAUUCUACCCAUCAAUAUCACCCGAUUUGCGCGACUGGGCCUUGAGCCAGAAAGUGUUCUUCACAGCCUCUGCCCCUCUCAGUGGCCGGCAUAUCAACCUCUCUCCCAAAGGCCUCCCAGAUGCUUCAUUUGCCAUCCUUGGACCAAACGAGGCGGCAUACGUUGAUGCUACAGGCUCCGGUGGGGAGACAAUUAGCCACUUACGCGAAAACGGCCGCAUCACCAUUCUCUUCUGCUCCUUCGAUGCGUCUCCCCGCAUCUUACGAUUCUUCUGCACCGGGUCUGUAAUUGAAUGGAGUGACCCUAACUUUGAGUCAUACCUCGCGCGCAUGCAAAGAGAGAAGCUGGUCGGAGCACGCGCAAUUAUUAGGCUGGAUGUCUUCAAGGUGCAAACAUCUUGCGGUUACGGGGUUCCGCAGCUAUCACUGUCGUUUGACUCAGAAACAAACGAGCCCAAACCUGACUUCAAAGAUCGGGAGACCUUGGGUAACUGGGCAAGCAAGAGAGUAGAAGCUGGCGAUAUCAGGGCCUACCAGGGAGAAUGGAACAGUCGUAGCUUGGACGGGCUGCCAGGACUUCGAACAGCCUUGCAGGACAAGGGCCAAAGUGUUAUACUGGCUAACUUCGGGAAUUGGACUCGCUAUCAUAGAGAUGAGAUCGAAUUUGUGAAGACAUCUGCUUUGUUGCUAUUUGUUGCGAUGGCGAUCCUGCAGUGGGCUGGAUAUCUUAGUGCUUCUGGCUCUGCAUCUGACCGACGCCAUGCCAUUGCAGAAUUCGCCCGUAACUACCCGCAGGAUCCGGUGGACGUCAUAAUCGCAGACUUCAUGAGCGAAGCCAAUAUGGUCGUCGCCGCUGGACGGCGAGUAGACCAAGCUCAGACUCAGGGCAAGCCUAGCACAAAUUCCACCGAUAUUCCACCAGGAUAUGAGCUGUCAUUCCUCUUGGCCUUGCAGCCGGCGCUGGAAGACCUGGCGAAGCACCGUAUCAAAUUAGCCGUUAAUGCCGGGAAUACGGAUACACAAGGGCUGUACGACGCAGUAACACAAAUGAUUCGUGCAAGGGGGUUAGAUCUAAAGGUCGCUUGGGUGUCUGGUGAUGAGGUUUUGUCCACGGUGAGAACAGCGCUAUCAUCGGGGAAGUCGAAUUUCAAGAACAUAUAUACGAAUGAGGUAUUGUCGGAUUGGUCGUUCGAGCCGAUAUUUGCGCAGUGUUACCUGGGCGGACUUGGAAUUGCGGCUGCCCUUGCUGAGGGUGCUGAUAUCGUGCUCUGUGGACGGGUAUCUGAUGCUUCUCCCGUCAUUGGGGCGGCAUAUUGGUACCACCAAUGGCGCCGAAGUGACCUUGAUCAACUAGCCAAUGCGUUUGUCGCGGGACAUCUUAUCGAGUGCAGUAACUAUGUUUGUGGGGGAAACUAUACUGGGUUCAAAGAGCUAGAACACCUUGGCAAAGAUGGCUGGUCCAACAUCGGCUACCCUAUUGCUGAGAUAUCAGCGGAAGGAAAAGUGAUCAUCACCAUGCAGUCGUAUGCCGCCGGAGGCACUGUCACUGUCGACACUUGUUCUUCUCAGCUGUUAUACGAGAUCCAGGGCCCGUGGUACUUCAACUCCGAUGUCACAGCCAUCCUAAACGACGUCCACUUCGAACAAGUCGGGACCACCCGAGUUGCCUUGCACGGCGUCCGUUCCGCUCCACCCCCUCCAACAACCAAAGUUGGCAUCACAGCUCGUGGGGGCUUCCAAGCAGAAGCAUCCUGGUUCCUUGUUGGACUCGACAUUGACGCAAAGGCUCGCAUGCUAGAAGCACAGAUCCGACACCUCCUAGCCCCGUAUAGUUCGAAAUACACAUCCCUCAUGUUUUCAACCCUCGGAUCCGCCCCAGACAAUCCGAAAGGCCAAAAUAGCGCUACUGUCACUUUCAGGGUUAUUGUUCAAGCUCGUACCGCUGAAGAUAUCGCCCCUAAUCGCUUUCUCCGGCACAUUACCGACAAUAUCAUGCAGGGCUACCCUGGCGCAACCUUCCACCUAGACCUCCGCCAGGGCUUCCCCAAACCCAUCUUCGAAUACUAUGUCGCUCUGCUUCCCCAAGAAGACAUUCAACACCGUGUUCACCUUCCCUUCAAAGAAAAUAAGGUCCUUGACAUUCCUGCCCCUCCAAGGACAGCAACAUACCCACUCCGCCAACCCUCGCAAGCCUUAACAACUGCCCCCAUACCCAACCCCGACUUCGGCCCAACAACGCCCGGUCCAUUAGGGUGGCUCAUCCACGCUCGUUCGGGUGACAAAGGCCCCGACGCAAACUGCGGUUUCUGGGUGCGCCACAGCGAUGAAUACGCCUGGCUGCGGUCACUACUCUCAACGGAAAAGAUAAGGGAGCUUCUAGGGCCCGAGUAUAACUCCAACGCUGAGCUGGCGAUUGAGCGUUUUGAGCUGCCGAAUCUGAGGGGUGUACACUUUUUGUUCCGGAACUUGCUAGAUCGUGGUGUCUCGAGUACCACCACGGUGGACUUUUUGGGGAAGAACGUUGCGGAGUUUUUGAGGGCUAGGUGGGUGGAUUUGCCAGUGAGGUUUUUGAAUCGGGGGAGGUUGUGA
Molecule: messenger RNA, 2595 nt
Organism: Aspergillus versicolor CBS 583.65
Lineage: Eukaryota; Fungi; Ascomycota; Eurotiomycetes; Eurotiales; Aspergillaceae
Exons: 4
Coding region: 1-2595 (864 amino acids)
Source: RefSeq, a predicted model, not a curated record